Xenopus laevis (African clawed frog) is the source of this 3211-nucleotide messenger RNA. RefSeq names its product thymocyte selection associated high mobility group box L homeolog (gene tox.L). The transcript has 10 exons. Gene Ontology annotation, molecular function: chromatin DNA binding; DNA binding. The record is from RefSeq and is a predicted model, not a curated record. Gene Ontology annotation, biological process: leukocyte differentiation; regulation of transcription by RNA polymerase II. The coding region runs from base 490 to 2103 and encodes 537 amino acids. Lineage: Eukaryota; Metazoa; Chordata; Amphibia; Anura; Pipidae. Gene Ontology annotation, cellular component: chromosome; nucleus.
AUAUACAUAGAUACACACAUACACACACGCCGUGUCCCUCCUCCUCCUCCUCCGAGCACAGGGCUGACAACAGACAGACCCCCAUUCUGCUGCCUUUUCCCUACAGCAGAACAACAAUACUACAAGUUAACUAAUUGCUUAGCAGGACAAAAUCAGAGGCAAGGAAUCCAGCAGCAGGACUACAAAGAUCUGUGGAAUAACUACUUUGUUACCUUCCUGACUUACUCUGUUACAGGGUUGCUUACAGCCGGUUUUAUUGCUGCAGGCUGUUUGCUGCUUGCUGCUGCUGCUGCCUUUUGGAGGAGUUUAUUUUCACUUGAGAUAUAUUUGGGGUUUGUGUCUUAACCACAAACGGAUGUGAAGGAGAAAGGUGUUUCUGUGCAAGCUGAAAUACCUCUUGCUACUUCUUUCAGCCAGCAGGGUUCUGGGUUUUCCUUUCAGCUUGUUGGACAUAACAUAAGAGAGGAAUUGCUUGAUGUGUACAGUGAAAUGGAUGUAAGAUUUUAUCCACCACCAGCACAGUCUGCUGCAGCCUCUGAUGUUCCUUGCCUGGGACCUUCUUCUUGCUUGGACCCCUACUACUGUAACAAGUUGUAUGAACAAAGAACAUGGAGCAAGAUUUACGCAGAUCAGUUUGAUGGAGAGAACAUGUAUAUGAGCAUGACAGAGCCAAACCAGGACUAUGUGCCAGGAAGCCAGUCAUAUCCUGGCCCUAGUCUAGAAAAUGAAGACUUUAACAUCCCACCAAUAACACCACCUUCACUGCCAGACCAUACACUCGUGCCAUUGUCAGAAACAGAAAGUGGUUUCCACUCCCUGUGUCACCCAGUGAACCAAAAUGGUCUUCUUCCAUUCCAUCCUCAGAACAUGGAUUUACCAGCAAUUACUGUGUCCAAUAUGCUGGGUCAAGAUGGCUCUCUGCUAGCAAACUCCUUGUCAGUGAUGCAAGAGCUGCAAAAUUCUGAAGGUACACAAUAUCACUCACAAAUGGCAGCUAUGAGACCAAGGGCCCAGCCUCCAGAUAUCAGACAGUCAGGAAUGAUGCAACAUGGCCAGCUGACUACAAUCAAUCAAUCACAGCUCAGCGCUCAGCUUGGACUCAAUAUGGGAGGAAACAAUGUUGCCCAUAAUUCACCAUCUCCUCCUGGAAGCAAAUCGGCAACCCCUUCACCAUCUAGUUCAGUGCAUGAAGAUGAAGUGGAUGAUAAUUCAAAAAUCAGUGGAGCAGAAAAGCGUCCAGCCCCAGAUAUGGCAAAGAAGCCUAAAACUCCAAAGAAGAAAAAAAAGAAGGACCCCAAUGAGCCCCAAAAACCAGUUUCCGCCUAUGCAUUAUUUUUCCGAGACACACAGGCAGCCAUUAAAGGCCAAAAUCCAAAUGCUACUUUUGGUGAAGUUUCCAAAAUAGUUGCCUCAAUGUGGGAUGGACUUGGAGAGGAACAAAAGCAGGUAUACAAAAAGAAAACUGAGGCUGCCAAAAAGGAAUAUCUGAAGCAGUUGGCUGCAUACAGAGCAAGCCUUGUAUCCAAGAGCUACAGUGAUCCUGUUGAUGCCAAGGCAAUGCAACCUUCUCAAAUGAUGAAUGCUAAAGCACCAAUUUUUCAUGGGACCACACAAGCACAUUCCACAUUGUAUCUUAAUUCACCCUACCACCAGCAAUCAGCAAUAAGUCCUCACCUAUCUGCAAUGCAUCCUGGGAUAAACAGGAACAUUGCACCCAAACCCAACAACCAAAUGCCAGUGACUGUUUCUCUAGCAAGCAUGGCGGUUUCUCCACCUCCCUCACUUCAAAUGAGUCCACCUCUCCAUCAGCAUAUUCACAUGCAGCAACACCAGCCCUUCUCAAUGCAGCAGUCUAUUGGAAACCAGCUACAGAUGCAAGGACAGACAUCUUUGCAUUCACCAGCAAUGCAGCAGGGCUUUUCUCUUCAGUCAGAAUAUCACAAUCUUAUCAGCCCAACAUCUACAGCUGCCCAAGUUGUCACACAAGCGAUGGAGUAUGUUCAUUCAGGCUGCAGGAAUCCUCCAGGACAAGCUGUAGAAUGGAACAAUGACUACUGCAGUAAUGGGAACAUGCAGAGGGACAAAGCACUCUACCUCACCUGAACAUAGGAAUCAAACAAGGAAAACUUUUCAGAUGAGGACAGCAGGGACAGCAUUUGUCAAAGGAUUGCAUUAUGCAAUCGUAACCCUUUUGCAUUUCAUUUUUUCCAUUUUUUUUUUAGAAAAUACAAGUUGCUAAGCACUUAUGACGUUUGUGUUUGUGGGUUAUCCACCCUGGGAAGAAUAGUCUUGCUUCUUUAAUUUUACUUUCCAAAAUCCAUUUCAGAACGUGAUUUCACCCCCCCCCCCUUUCUAAACGGAAAUUGGACCAUCCAAAGUUUCUGCUGAUUUUGCUGUGAAGUGCUGCACUAGUUACUGCCUUAGCAACUGCAAAUCUCUGGAUUCUCCAUUGGUUUUCAUAAUAAUUUGUUUAUAUAAAAAUACAGAGAACUUUUCCAAUGGCUUAAUGUAGCACUCAUAGCAAGGUUGUAAAUAGCACCUAUGUCCACUCUCCACAAUAUAAAAAUGUGAAUGUUUUGUAGCUAAAUUUCAGUUUGAGGUUGGUUCCUUCCAGUUUAUUCACUCUAAAGAAUAAAACUGGCAAACAUUCAUAUUUUUACGUGUUUUCUAAUAUGUAAUAUGUCUAUAUUUUCAAAACAUUCUGGAGAAAGUGUUUCUCUCCAGGAAUGAUGAAAGAACGAGUUUGGCUUUGCUGAUUAGCAGAGAGAGUACAGCAAGACAUAGAGAACAUAAACAAAUUUAUUUUCUACUGCAUUACAAUUGCUUUUUUUUAAUCACUCCUUGUGUAAUUGUUAGUAAAUGUCAUUAUGUCCUUAUAUGUAUAAAACUGCCAAAAGCUUACAUGUUAUUUUACUAGAUGCAGAAACAGACUGGAAACAGCUAAAUUAUAACUUUGGUAUAUGGCUCUGUAUUUUUUUUCCCUCCAUACUGUGUCUGUAUUUAAUCUUUUUUUUAUGAAGCCUGUUGCGCCUAUUUAUGAAAUAAUAAAUCUAGGUGUUUGUAAGUAAUUUUCUUAGCAUCUUAAGUUGCUGUUCCAACUUUGGCUUGGAAAAAUGGUUUGUAGCUCACAUGAACCCGUAUUCUUUCUGUUGUAACAAAUAAUAAAACCAAAUGCAGUUUUAAAGUACAAAAUAAAAAUGAUCAAUAUUUA